Molecule: messenger RNA, 164 nt
Organism: Entrophospora candida
Lineage: Eukaryota; Fungi; Glomeromycota; Glomeromycetes; Entrophosporales; Entrophosporaceae
Source: the annotation of a GenBank genome assembly
GAGGCUCUCAUGAGAAACGUCAAGAGUACAGACCAGUUCAAUCGGGACGUACGAUUCAUCGUAAUGACGGAGGAGGCUCUCAUGAGAAACGUCAAGAGUACAGACCAGUUAAAUCGGGACGUACGAUUCAUCGUAAUGACGGAGGAGGCUCUCAUGAGAAGUGA